GUGCGCGCGCAGCGGCCGCCUGCGUGUCCGGGCGACCUCCGCCGGUGUCCGUGGCGCGGCUGGUAGAGUGCAGACGCCAUGGCGGCCGCGCUUCUGCUGCGGCAGGGGCGAGCCGGAGCGCUGAGGACGAUGCUGCUGGAAGCACGCGUGUUCCGAGGAUUUGCUGCCACGGUUCCUCUCUCCGCAGAAUCCGGGAAGAGUGAGAAGGGACUGCCGCCCACCCCCAGGAAGCAGGGUGCACCCAAAAAUGUAGUGGAGCCCCAGGAGGGGCCAGAGCUGCCGGCCAGGCAGAUGGCCGCUGCGCCCAGGGCUCACCCAUCGGCUGGCCGCACAGGCGGAGGGGCGCACGGGCUCCUGUCCGGGAAGACCUUGGUAGAGUUUCCUCAGAAAGCUCCAUUCCCGUCCCGAGAGCGGCGCUCAGACCCAGCGGUGACGCGGGAGGGCCGGAGAGUGGCGGACGGCUCGUCCUCGUCCUCGUCCUCGUCCAGCUCCUCCGACUCUGAGUCCGACGAGGAGGGGGACCGCCCAGGCGCCCGCCCUCGCGGGAAGAGCAAAGGCAGAGGCAGGCCCCCGAAAGCCCAGGCCUCCACAGAGAACGCCCGGGCACAGGAGCCGCACACGGGUGUCGCCCACCCACCCAGGAAGAACGGGAUCCCCGCCAAGCCAUGGGAGGACACAGGAGAGGCCAAGCCCAAAGCCACAGCUCGCAAGCCAGAAGCAGGUGCCGAGCUCGUGUGGCGGGACGCAGCGGGGAAGCAGGUGCCGAGAGCAGUGCGGUCGGCUGACGCUGACAGAGGAAGCCAGAAGCCGUGUGACGGCAAAGACGUCUCGUCCGAUCCCGCGGAACCAGGGCUGUCCGCCCCCACGACGGCACAGGCUGGCCCAGGAGGGCAGCUGCAGGCCGCUCCCCCCGGGGCCCAGGAGAGCCAUCGGGAGCGAGCGCCGGGACCCAGCCGGAAGGCCGCGUCUCUCCCGAUGAGAAAAGAAAGUGUGGGCGGGCAGCCGACGGCCGGGCAGGUGACGGCCACGGGAGAGGUCCUGGGAGAUCGGGAGCCCCCGGGCAGCAUGAAGACCAUUCCCGUGGACGGGGAAGACGUGUGUGAGGAAGCAGGCGGGGUGACGGAGGCCGCCUCUGCUCUGGCGCCGCGGGAAGACGCCGCACAGGAGCCCGCGCUGGCGCCUGCGGAGCCGUCCGACAGCACCACCUACAAGAACCUCCAGCACCACGACUACACCCCCUACACCUUCCUGGACCUCAACCUGGACCUCUCGAAGUUCAGGAUGCCCCAGCCCUCCUCGGGGCGAGAGUCGCCUCGGCACUGAGGGAGCCGCCCGCGGUCUAGACCGUCUGCGUCCCCGCCGGCAAAAAUAAAACCCGCUCAAGG
Messenger RNA from Lepus europaeus (European hare), 1385 nucleotides. It is a transcript of the gene NDUFV3, whose product is annotated as NADH:ubiquinone oxidoreductase subunit V3. Lineage: Eukaryota; Metazoa; Chordata; Mammalia; Lagomorpha; Leporidae. The coding region runs from base 79 to 1323 and encodes 414 amino acids. The transcript has 4 exons. Gene Ontology annotation, cellular component: mitochondrion. The record is from RefSeq and is a predicted model, not a curated record. Gene Ontology annotation, biological process: mitochondrial ATP synthesis coupled electron transport.